UGCACUUUGGCCGCCGCGCAAAAGCGUCCGCGGAAUCGCGUCAUCUGUGAGCUUCCGGACGUUUAUUAUCAUUGUGGAUUAUCGUCGACAUUUUACGAUCGAUACACGUGUAGCUCAUCGAUAACUCAGUUGAAAAUUCAUCGGGAAAUUUUGCUCUGGGAGUUAUCGUUAAACUGGAGCUGAUAGUUUUACUGUACACUGACAACGGUUUAUUCUUUCCUGGUGUUAAUCGUGAUGUAGUGAGAAUUUCCGUAUCGGAGAACAUCCACACAAAUGUGCAUGUAAGAAAAGUUGUUUCAGUGAACAAAAGACGCGCAUGAGAUUUGAGAAGAAAUUACAAUGUCACGUUUCGAGUCUCUGUCUCGAAAAAGUGUUUUUUAUUUGACAAAGAACUGAAGUCUUCGCUAUAGGAAAUACGACAUAGAAAAGACAGUGUACAGUGCGCGCGGGACAAAAGAAAUAAAAACAAAAGAAUUGACGAGUGCAGCAUUGUGCUCGUUACAGUGAAUAACGAUUAACAAACAAGGAUCGGUAUAGUGCAGCGAUCGAGGCGGUAAAAAUGCUGUGUCGCUGGCUCGCCGUCUUGGUACUCGCUGGUUUUCUGCUGGUUAUCGAGGCGAUCGCGGUCAGCCAAGGUACGUUCACUCGCGAUCAGAGAGUCUUAAGCGGAGGUCUUCAGGGAAGUCGCAACGUCAGCAACGCGCCGGCAUUCGACGAAACGAACGUGCCACGAAAUGUCACUACCGCGGUCGGUCAGACUGCCUUUCUUCAUUGCAGAGUUCAUCAACUGGGCGACAAGGAGGUGUCUUGGAUGCGCAAGAGAGAUAUGCAUAUUCUGAGCGCAGGCCGCAUUAUGUAUACGUCGGAUCUGAGGUUCCAGGUGAUACAUCAGGACAACUCGGAGAACUGGACGUUGCAGAUCAAGUCGCCACAAGAGCGCGACUCCGGCGUGUACGAGUGCCAGGUCAGCACCGAACCGAAGAUGUCGCUCAACUAUAGUCUCAACGUGGUCGAAGCACGAGCUAGAAUACUCGGCCCGACGGAAAUUUACGUAAAGACCGGAAGUCUUUUGACGUUGACGUGUCUUAUGUCACAAGGUCCUCAUGACCUGGGAACGGUGGCCUGGUACCGGGGUAAUCAGGCGGUGGUAACGUCACCGCGAUCAGAAAAUGACAUCGAAACUGAGCCCCGCAUAAAUGUCGAGACGGAAUGGAGCGACGCCCUCGCAUCGAGAUUGAGGAUUACGCAUGUGAAGCCCAGUGACUCCGGAAACUAUAGUUGCGUUCCUACCGUGGCAGAGAGAGCGAGUGUCAACGUGCACGUGAUCAAUGGUGAACAUCCGGCCGCGAUGCAGCACGGAAACACGGCAGCCGGCUCGCCCAACUCCAAGACGGUUCUGGUGAUGCUCGCCUUUCUUCUGGGUCAGCUGAGAUAAUGUGCGCGUACACGAAGGUCGCCCGAGACUCGUAAAAUCGAUAAACGCAGCACAACGUGAUUGUCGUCCACACAUCGUUAACUUUAACCCUUCUGCACGGAUCACCCCGAGUUAGAUUCUAGGUAGUCUCAUCAUAGCGUUCACACGCACAUCGUGAAGUAAUUUCAAAAAUUGUGCAAUACAACAAAAUGUUGGAAUAAAAGUUCGAAAUUCAGUAUAAUUUAAAAACGUUACAUAUUUUAUAAAAUAUUUAAGUCUUUUGUACAGAUCUUAUCUGUUUUAAUCUCUGUCGGAGAAAAAGUUUUUUUUCUACUUAUCUUGAACUUCAUUGUGUGUUUGGCCGCUAAGGUGAGAAGCACGAGGAUAAUCUCUGAGAGACAGCUCAUUCGUACGUAAUAAGAGGAAAGCUUUGUGCCUAAGGGUUAAGUACGAAGUGUGUGUGUGUGUGUGUGAGAGACGAUCAUAUACACGGUGUCCCGUAAGUACAGAUUACGCGACGAACUUCUGAGACGCUUUUACUCGAUCGCGAGAACUCGCGAGGAAUAAACUCGGCGCACCGAAACUUUUCCCCACAUAUGUGUUGCAACGUGGCAAAUUGUAAUAUUUGCAGUUGAAACUGUGUGCGAGUAAAACGUUAAAUAGCCACGUAAUUAUAACAAGCGAACCGAGGCGUUUCCACUUCGGAAGCAUUUUCCAGUAAUUGGCGUACUGCGCAAAUAAUAUUUCCAGCGUCAAUUUGCGUCCGAUAUUAAUAAUUACAACGUCAUGUUUAACGACCGUUUCCCCUAAAUAACAAGCAGAUAUCGUUUACUUUUAUUAAUUGACGAUACAUAUCUGUUUUGAGCUUCAACAUUUUUUCCAAUUGUUUAACAGUUUACAGAUAUGCUUUUGUUUUAUAUUGCAUUUUUAAACAUAUUCUUUUAUAAUAUAUCUAUAUAUCUAAAUUGCAAGUAAUGAUGUGACACUAAUUGCGGCGCAAUAUUGCUAACGUCAAUUUUUGCUUGAUUAACAUACCGAUAAAAAGACAUAAUCAUUGGUGAUGUGCAGUAUAUAGUUACUUUCGCGUGGAUAAGCUUCUUUUGCACACCAUAGUCACACAUAGGUAACGAAAUAAGAUAAGAAUAAAAGUUUCCCUAAAUUCGCAAACACUUAAUUAGCAAACAAAUCAAAUGCCUGUUUGAUUUAGCUCGAGAAUUAGUUCACAUUUCUGAAAUUUAGCAGUAAUAUAGUUUUCACUGUCGAAACAACAUGAUGGGCGUUGAAUUGUGGUUUGUACGAAGAACAGUCGAGAAUUCUUGAAAACGGUUUGAACCUCGCGUUGUCAUUUUUAUACUGACGUUUUGUCAUUUUUAUACCAACAUUUCAGUUCACUUCUCAUCAGGAUUCAAGAGCAGCGUGAUAUUUUUCAAGCAAAUGUCUACAAAAACGUCGGUAUAAAAAACUGACACUAAUGCGGUCAAAUUCGAAAACUCCCACUCCCAGGAAUUCUUAUAGCACAUCGCGAAAGCAUCAAAUAUCAAACAAUCGCGAACUUUUAUCAUAUCUACGAGAAUGACGAAAACAUACUACUUGUUAUUCAAAAAUUUCGGCAACGACGAGUUUAAAGUUCUUUAUAUAUAGUUUUUAAUUAAGGAUCUAUGUGGCUCGUGCGAGAAGUAUUAAAAAGGCACAUUGUCGUUGCCGAAAUUCGCGAAUUAUUUCGCCGUGACGUUCAACGGCAGCGCUGCAGUGCGACGUGAGAAUUAACGACAAUGUGUAGAACCGACGAAAAAAAGACGUCAAAAGUCGAGCGCAAGUGUCGCUAGAAAAGAAAGAGCGUGAGAAAUAAAAAAAAAAUGAGAUUUUAAGUCUUUUACCGACUAUAAAGAGAAUUUGUGAGGAAAGUGUUAAAUGUAAAAUAAAUGUGUCACGAGCAAGUUUAACCAAAAAGCGAUGUAACAAAGCAAAGGUGGAGCGAUCUCCGCCCCGUGGCGAAGUACUUUCUACUUACGGCAUAAGUGUUAAAUGAAACUUAAAGCAAAAAAAGCACACACAGAAAAGACAUACACACACGUACACACAAUAUACACACGUACUGGUAAUAGUAGAGAAAUGUAUGUAAACCACGCGACUUUACCACACGUAUGAUUUACACUUACGACUAGCCCGAAAAGAAAACUAUGUUCCCUAUCCGUUCACACCCUUCUCACGAAUAUUGUUUUCACAUGAUUCUCUUGCGAGAAAACGCGCAUUCUUGUACAUAAUGUUUUACUCU
Molecule: messenger RNA, 3689 nt
Organism: Pseudomyrmex gracilis
Lineage: Eukaryota; Metazoa; Arthropoda; Insecta; Hymenoptera; Formicidae
Gene: dpr1
Product: zwei Ig domain protein zig-8-like
Exons: 6
Coding region: 560-1435 (291 amino acids)
Biological process (GO): synapse organization
Cellular component (GO): neuron projection membrane
Source: RefSeq, a predicted model, not a curated record